Tetrapisispora phaffii CBS 4417 is the source of this 663-nucleotide messenger RNA. RefSeq lists its product as uncharacterized. The record is from RefSeq and is a predicted model, not a curated record. The coding region runs from base 1 to 663 and encodes 220 amino acids. Lineage: Eukaryota; Fungi; Ascomycota; Saccharomycetes; Saccharomycetales; Saccharomycetaceae. The transcript has a single exon.
AUGUUACAUGAGUCUUUAGAUGAUUUAGCUUUAACAAAAGAUAAUAUAAUAUUUUUUGAUAAUUUCAAUAAUUAUGAGAAACAAGCAAUCGAUUAUUUCACGUAUUCCCCAGAAAACAUUGAUUAUAAUUUAACGUAUGCAAAGUACUUCAAUGUAUUAAACACAUAUAAGUCAAACAUUUACAAUGAAAAGAUCAGAUUACCAUCCUGUUCUAGUGAUGAUCCGCUAGAUUACACAAUUUAUUUGAAAAGACUAAUAAACUGUGUCUUUAGAAAAUGGUCAAUGAAACUGUUCAAUAGAAAGGAUAAGGUGGAUCCGUUAGAUAUCAAUUGGAAGAAAGAUUCUGAUAUCACGGUAUUGUAUGGACCAGAUUUGGCAUUAUCUGAUUUUAAAUACAUAGAUAUCAACAUUGCUCCUAAUAAGUCAGAAUCCCCUAACGAUGAUAUAUAUGAUAAACGAAUGUCACCAAUGACAAAUAACGAUUUCCUAGAAUGCAAUGAUCACCUUUCAAGAUCAACUAGCGUCGCAAGUUCUACGUCGUCAAAUAAUAAUUCAUGUAAUAAAAACUUGCAAUUCAAGGAUACGGUAUUAAGAAGAUACAUUUAUAGCAAAGGUAACCAUUACGAUUUUAGAGUAAUGAUAAAUGACUAUAAACAAUACUGA